AUGAAGCGAAAUCGGCCGCGCGGGUCUCAGCAACGAAAAAUUAAGAAGGCAAGAAAAAAGUCAGCUGAGGCGAUGUCUGGAUCUAUUUUAAAAUAUGUUGCACCUUCAACAUCUACCGCAGUAGGAGAAAGUGCUGAAGACAUUCAGUCUGUUGAAUCCAGAGGUGAAAUGCCUGAAGUAUCUUCUCAAGAAGCUUCAUAUGUGAAAGUGCAAGAAUUGGAGAAGAUCAUUUUAUCUUCAAGCGGUGAAAGCGAUGUAGACGAAGGAGAUGCCAGCAGAAGCCUGCAUCAGCAAGACUCUGAUGAUGAUGAUGAUGAUGAUGAUGAAGAAGAAGAAGAGGAGACUGUUCGACUGUUUAUUCUGAUGUUGCUGCUUGGCCAGUUCCAGUUCCAGAUGUUUUAA
Molecule: messenger RNA, 402 nt
Organism: Pelobates cultripes (western spadefoot toad)
Lineage: Eukaryota; Metazoa; Chordata; Amphibia; Anura; Pelobatidae
Source: the annotation of a GenBank genome assembly